AUGCUUUCAAAGCUUCUCCUGGUCGCUCUUGCCGGGGCCUCUUCUGUCCUCGCAGAAGGCUUCAACGUAACCAUCGUCUACGUGGAGCCGCCUGGAGGAUGCACCACUGCCAACCAGUCCACCUGCGCCAACAACCCUCCAGACUCAGGGGCGCUCUCCGUCUCUGAGCCUCCCCAGCCCGGGCCCAUCACCACGCUCCCGCCGGCGACCCACUGGAGCACCUGCACCAGGUGCAUCAGCAAUCUCGUCCCCAGGGAGCCCGAGACGCCCUGUCCUCUGUACUAUGGAAACGCAGAUCCCUGCAAGGAGGGCUACUUUGGCACCCUGACCUACUUCUUCAAGGCCCCCGUCGUGGUGCUCGACCACUUUGCCCUGGCCACGGUCGAGUACGACACCGCCUCGGGCUCGCUCAGCGUCGGCUUCCAGAGCAGAGAGGCCUUUGCCAAGGCGUCGAGCUCAUGGGCCGCCGGCAUCGUCCUCGUGGCCAACGUGCCCAACUGCGGCUCCGCGACCGACAGGUGCUACUUUAGCAUCACCGGCCUCGAGGCGUCUGAUGCCAGCCUGACCAUCGUGGCCGCCGGCAAGGCUAGCGACCCCGAGAAGCUGAUCAACAAGGCCGAGGCUGAAUGGGGUUGGUGGGUUCCCCGGCCGGGAAGCCUGUUGUGUAGUUUGUCUGGCGGCGGUCAGGGGUCGGGCUCGAAUGGGCCUGGGGCAUCCCCUGGGCCUGGCUCUGGCAAUGGCAAUGGCAAUGGCAACAGCGCCAACAACGGCAACGGCAAUGGCACCUACACCAACGGCACCCAACAGAGCAGCUUCAGCGAGGACCGCACUCGCUGCGUCGCCCCCGUCGACACGGUCCACGGCCUGCCCACGGCCUGCUUCGGCCCCUACUUUGACGACGACCUCGACGACCAGAUGGGCUACAGCGACAUCGACACCCUGGGCGAGUUUGACAAUUUCAUCGACGAGCUGGCGCCCGGCGACGACAAUGCCAUCCAGCGCCGGUGGCUCAUCAAGAGCAUCUUCAACAAGAUCAUCCCCAAGCCCAUCCUCAACGUCGCCAAGGCCAUCAUCGCCCCGAUCCAGAAGCUCACCACCAUCUCGGGCUCCAUCAGCAAGGACCUGUCCUUCAAGAUCCCCGACUCGAGGAGCGACAAUCCCGACGCCAAGCGCCUCAAGGACCCCAGCCUCAAGCAGACCCAGUCCCCCUGGGGCGACGCCGUGCUGCUCAAGUCGUUUGGCAGCAGCCCCCAGUCCCUGGACGAGCCCACAGGGCAGGGCGCUGCCGGCUACCUCAACGUCUACUGCGUGGGCUGCGGCGUCGACGGCCGCGCCACUCUGACCGGGCGGGCCGCCUUCACCCCCGUCGGCGGCUUCACGCAGGGCGAGGUCGAGAUGCGCAUCGACCUCAACAUGGUCUUCAAGCUCGGCAUCGACGCCAAGAUUAAGUACCAAAAAGACUUUGAGAGCUCGCUGCUCGACGUCGGCCUGCCGGGCCUCUCGUACGGCAUCGUCACCAUCGGCCCGCGCGUCAGCCUCGGCUCACGCGUCUCCCUGCUGGCCGCCGCCGAGGGCAAGCUGCUCGCCGGUGCCGAGAUGGGCAUAACCAACGCCCUGGCCAAGCUCGACUUUGUGAACCCCUCCAGCUCAAAGACUGAGGGCUGGGAGCCUUACUUCAAGCCCGUGUUCGAGGCCGAGGGCCAGAUCAUGUUGGCGGCCGAGCUGGGCCUGCCUGUCAGCGUCAAGUGCGGGCUCAAGAUUGGCGGCUUCGACAAGAGCGUCGGCCUCACGGACGAGCCGUCCAUCAAGGCCACGGCCCAGGCGGCCGCCAGCAUCGGUCAGGCCAGUGGCGGUGGCUUCAGCGCAGGCUUCGCCUCUACCGAUGGCUGCACCGGCAUUGCCACGCAGAUCAGCUGGCGGAACAGGAUCUAUGUGGAUCUCCUGGGCUCCAAGAAGGAUCUGUUUGACACCAAGGACAAGGUUCUCAAGCGGGGCUGUAUUGCCCUUCCCGGCAGGGAGAACCCCCCGUCGUCAUCCUCAACCGCCACUCCCAGCGGCAUCCCGGCAACUACCAACGUCGACGGAGACACCCCAGGCACCACCCAAACCGCCAUCCCAACCAGCACCGAUGAAGACGAGGGCACCCCAUUGACCACUGCAUCCUCAUCCACCCCAUCUACCGACGAGCAAGACGACCAAGACCCCACUCCCGAAGCCAGUGAAGACAGCCAAGACCCCAGCCCCCUACGCCUGGCCAAGCGCCAAACCACCACUCCCCCAGCCGCCGCGAUCCAAGACCUGACCAGCCAGGUCAAGGGCGGCAGCACCGAGCUCUCCUACACUAGCACGCCCAUCCCCGCGAGCCCCUACAACCGCACCGACGGCUUCGAGCUGUCCCUCAUGGUCGACCCGGGCGCCGAGACGGCCCUCGUGGCCUGCGGCGACGGCAACGUCUACCUGGCGGGCGUGGACUCGCUCGCCGACAUGACCUUUUGCACAGAGCUGUUUGAGAACUACCGGGACCUGCUCGUCGGCGACGGCUCCGGCCGCAUCCUGCACUACUACAACAACACCAUGGGCCGUGUCGGCGCGAGCCGCCUGCGCGUGUCGGACGGCUUCGAGCUUCCCGCCCUGGCCGUGCCCGUCGUCAUGGUGGCAUUUGAGGGCGAGUACGAGGGCGGUGGUGGGACUGGGACUGUAGACAGCGACAGCAGCAACAACAACUCGACCGCGACUGUUGGACGUCGCCAGGAGCAGCAAGACCAAGCCGGCGACGACGGCUUCCGCUUCUACGCCGUCGACCCGGCCAUGGAGCUGUCGUACCCCGCCGUGUGCACCUAUGCCGACGGCAGCAUGCCGCGCCUGUUUUUGGUCCGCGACCCCGUCGACGGCCUUGCCGUCCUGGCCACCGCCGCCGUCGAGCACUCCAUCACCGGCGGCAAGGUCCAGGACUGCUUCCUCAUGCCCGUCGUCGAGGGCAAGUACGACGAGGACAAGGGUGGAUAUGCCGGUUAUGGAAAGACCAACGAGACCAGCUUUGAGUACGAUGCUUGA
Messenger RNA from Pyricularia oryzae 70-15, 3054 nucleotides. RefSeq lists its product as uncharacterized. The coding region runs from base 1 to 3054 and encodes 1017 amino acids. NCBI's taxonomy places the organism in Eukaryota, Fungi, Ascomycota, Sordariomycetes, Magnaporthales, Pyriculariaceae. The record is from RefSeq and is a predicted model, not a curated record. The transcript has 2 exons.